Messenger RNA from Paramacrobiotus metropolitanus, 2507 nucleotides. RefSeq lists its product as uncharacterized. Gene Ontology annotation, cellular component: nucleus. Lineage: Eukaryota; Metazoa; Tardigrada; Eutardigrada; Parachela; Macrobiotidae. The record is from RefSeq and is a predicted model, not a curated record. Gene Ontology annotation, molecular function: exonuclease activity; nucleic acid binding.
UAUUAAAUUUUUGCACACUUCCUUCUAAGUGUAAUUGUUCGGUGUUCGCGAUUAAUAAAGCGAUCACUUAAUUACGAUUACAUAUUUAGAUGGUGCUUAUAUUCCUAAAAUGGACGGGUUGAAUUUAUCGGAUGCCAAUAAGAAGAAGUUGGAACGUAUGAAUAACAAGCUUGCGAAAUACAAAGCCUUCUUGGACCUCACGAAGUCCCGCGGCGACGACAGGCAUCAGAGGCAUGGUGAUCUAUCACCGCACUUGGAGACCCGAGCCGAAAGCUCUCCUGAUUCAGGCAUCGAUGUCGCCGCACCGAAGCCAACACACCGCGUUAUGCCCGCCGAGGAACUCGAACAUCUUCGAGCUCGUCUGCGGGCGCAACAAAAAGACAAACUGUCUCGGCCGCUCUUAUUUCAGACCCAUGUUCCGCCGUUAAUACAGUGCGCCGAUGUGCGGCAGUUGUUGAUGUACGCACUGGAAGGCGGCAAUGCGCACGGUCUGAAACCGUCCUGGUGCACGCUGGUCCGAUGGCAAAAGAUUUCCCAGAUUAUCGUCGUCUCCGUGGAAAAUAUGACCAUGGAACAGUUCAACGCCUUUUCGGAAUCUGAUCCCGCUUUACGCUUAUUUUUGGAUAUUCGGGGGCCGCUAGUCGCCCAGGAAUCCGGCCAUUUGGCCCAGAAUCUUCUGGAGUAUCCUUUGAGUCAGAGAAGCCUGGAAACGAUUCCGCAUGCCAAGAAGCGACAAAUGGUGUCCAACGGGGCUUUGAAUGUGACAUACGACAACAGUAUUGUAACUGUUACGCGCACUAUUGGCGGCGUCUUGGGCUUUUUAAGCCCAAUUUCCCGAUUGCACCUCUUGAUGAGUGUCGAACGAAUGGCGAUGGAACGGUAUCCAGUGCACAGUUUCAGUCGGGAGAUGGAUAUCGGGCAUUUUGUGCCGACAAAAGAUACCUAUCAUCCUGUUUCAGAAGGUAGUCCGAUGUUUGCUGUUGACUGUGAGAUGUGUAUGACUAGUGCGCAGAAAUCAGAGUUGACGAGAAUUUCCAUCGUCAAUGAACGUCUGCAGAUUAUCUACGAUACUUACGUCAAACCGUACAAUCCCAUUACGAAUUAUCUAACGAGGUACAGUGGUAUAACCAAGGCCAUUUUGGAUCCGGUGAAAACUAGACUGCCUCAAGUCCAGGAUGCUAUCCGCAAAAUUCUCCCUUCUGAUGCGAUUCUGUGUGGUCAGUCGUUGAACGGUGAUCUUUCCGCUUUGGAGAUGACUCAUCCAUAUGUGAUCGAUACGAGCGUAAUUUACAAUCUGAAAGGGAAUCCGCGGGCCAAGACUUCACUAAAAAAUCUUUCCCAAAUUUUUUUGUCGAAAAGCAUUCAAGAGUCAGAGAAGAAAGGCCACGAUUCGGUGGAAGACAGCCGCACUACUAUGGAAUUGGUGCUGCUCAAACUGAAGCAUGGCCAUACAUUUGGCGAUGUGACGCGGGGUUGGAACUUUUCGCAGCUGGAGCAAAUAUCGCAGACGGAAACGGUGGAAGAUGAGAAAGCGCAUCCAGAGACCAGUGCAGAAUUCAUUCCCAUGAUUCCACCGCCCGAAGAAAUCCCCCUUCAGUUUCCUCAAAAAAGAAAAAACGAAGACACUUCUCCUGUUAUUCCGCGGGAUGUUAGCUUGUCGGCUUCUCUGUACACACAGAGUUUACUGGAAUGCUGCAGGCGAGCGGAAAAGCGGCCAUAUAUCGCUGGAUGCAGUAGUUACGUCGAAGAGUUACAAGCUGUUAAGCCGGAAGUGCACCACUUCGCUGAUUCUAAAGGUGUUUUGGGAACCACCCUGGAAAACGCGACAAAUUUCGAUCUGAUAUUUUGUGACGUAAGGGCAAAAACAAGCGACGAUGUACGCAAGCAGGAAAAAAAUAACGCGAUUUUAAUGCGAAGGAUAUCGCGUUUAUUUGCGACGGCCCCUGAUCGUUCCCUUUGCGUUUUGGUACUGGGUGGAAAUUGCUCACAAGGAAAAGAGUUUUCUGGUCUGUGUUGUGCCGGAAUCAAAGCGCCCAACUGUUCGUUGAUGGACCAAAGCAUGUCCGAGCCGGCUCCGGAUCCAGAUUAGGGUUAAAGCAGUGCACAGUGUUGAGAAAAUGGGCACCCUGUGACUGUUCAUCAUUCGUUUCGUAUUCUAAUUUCUAAGCAGUUUAUGCAUUCGGAGAUUCGGAGCCACGGUUAUCCGUGUAUUCUAGUGAGCAUUUGCUACGUAAUAGUUUUACAGUCCGAAUUUAAUUUUAAAAUGGAUACCGCAAAACUAUAAAACGAAAAAGAUAUUAAAGUUCACCGUUAAGCUGACUAAUAAAAUCUGUGCACAAAUAAUCGUUUCAUUUACUUCAGUAACACCCAAGUUAAAAUCCUUAAAAAACAGAUGAGCAAAAAAAUUAUUGCUGCUAAGGCAUGAUGGGUCACAGAAUUAUCAAAACCGGACAUAAAUAAAUGAACAUCAAAGCGAGAGACAUCGCAGUACCAAUGUACCAUCACCC